This is a messenger RNA of Ruditapes philippinarum (Manila clam), 9274 nucleotides long. RefSeq lists its product as uncharacterized. The record is from RefSeq and is a predicted model, not a curated record. NCBI's taxonomy places the organism in Eukaryota, Metazoa, Mollusca, Bivalvia, Venerida, Veneridae. The transcript has 10 exons. The coding region runs from base 1845 to 6272 and encodes 1475 amino acids.
CUGAGGUGAGGAGUUGGUAAGUAUGAUGGGUAGGUAAGUAUAACUGGGAAGGUUUUGGACAGUGGCUUACACAUAUAUAACUCUACCAUUUUACCGCUUUAGUAAUCAUCAGUUUAUCUGGUUGAUCAGAAUCAUUUCACAAUGCACGGCUUUGUGACAUCCACUUUCAUUAUCAUUUUACUUGCUCUGUAGACUUCUUUUACUAGUCAUUUGGUGUGGUGCAGUCAUCUAACCUAUAUACUAUAUCUGAUAGCAAUUUCUGGAAAAGGACUACUGGUGAUAUAUUCUACAUAAGUAUUGUAGCAAUACAGCAAACACUAGUGCUACUUAAUAUCAGGGUUUAUUUUUUAAAAGUAAAUCCUGAAACAGUAAUUUUUGGUGAAUUUAACGACUAAUGCUUUCUUUUAAGUUAACCCAGGGAUACCCAUAAUUCUCUUCAGUCUUAAGCAUUUGGCCUGAUGGGUUGCAUGAAUGACUUUAUUUGGCAGUCACAAAUUAUGAGUAGUUACCGUUCUUCUUUUCCAAAGAUUGUAAAUCCUUUUUUCUUAUACAAGCUGUGCAAAAGAAUACUUGCAGGAUUAUUGUCUGAACAUGGACUAUUAAGUUCUUCUAAAUAACAAAAUUUUUCUGUUUGACCGACCGGAAGAAUAUUUUUUACAAACAAAAUAAAAUAAAAAACAAAGUGCAAUACUGAACCGAAAGUUAGUCCAUUGCUACAAAAUUUUGUAACCUGUAUCAGCUGCACAGCUUAUAUUUUAUAUGUUGUAACUGGGUACUUAAGUGCUUUCAUUAUUUUGUGACUGGUGUACAUGUAUAUAAUGCUUCACUUUUCUUUGUGUCUUCUGUUUUAAAUUUUAAUACUUUCAUGUUGUCUUCUUAAUGACCCUCAUCAUGAGAAAACUAAUCAACAAAAAAGCAGAUCAAAUUAUGUCUGAUAAUAAUACAGUAUGCUUUCUCAAGCUAAAUAUAAAAUGUCAUUUCCCGGAGGGGUGUUUGAGACGGAAAAGUCUGGAUUUGUCUCAUCUGACCAGAAAAGAAAUCCAUUUUCUCAUGAUGUGGUUCACAUAUAUAUAUUAUCCAUUACAUAUAUCUAGCUACAUGGUAGUCUGUCGUUAAUCAUUACAUAUAUCUAACUACGUUGUCUGUCGUUAAUUCUCAGAGUACACUGCUUUUGUAAAUACAUUGUAAUACUAAUCCUCUUAUUGCAUCUUUAAUAAUGUUUUUUAAAUUUAUAUAAAACUUUUCCGAAACCUCAUUAUAAAAGAUAUAAAAUCUAUCCUAUAAAUGGAAAUGAAUUUACAAAGAAAUUUUAAAGAAAAUAGAAGAAACAAUAAUUUAGUUCAUCAUAAUAAAACUCACCGCAUAUGUAUAUUAUAUGUUUUUUGGUUUUAGAGUAAUAUAUAAGGAUUUAUCACAUAAUCCGCAGCGCAGGACUGUAAUAAAGCCAUUUAAUAAAAAUAAUAUUACACUAGUGUUAUAACACUUUGACGUAACGUCAUUUGCGCUAUAUAGAAACAUAGCUUUAAAGCUUAUCAAUGUUUGCAUUACACCAUAGGCGCGUCAUUGAAAAAUUACUCAUUUUAACAGUUGACUGUUCUUAGUUUAUACAUGUGAUAAAUAGAAUAUUAUAUUCCUGUAGAUUCAAUACUAAAUUUAUUGAACUCGUUGCAAUUUCUGACUUAAGUAGCAUUAAAUUUUGAAAUUCAAUUCUUGGCUUGACUGGAACAAGUUUUGUUUUACUUGGUUUUCAUACCAUCGAUAUACAAAUGUUUUAAGAGCACAGUUGAUAUUAUGUUGAGAAAUAGGUAUUAAUAUUAGAUAUACCCGCCAAGAAAUGGGAGUACAUGACAUCAAUGACAGCUUCUAAACUGCAGAAGCACUUUGGUUCAACCAUUGGAGACAGAGUUACUACAGAUCACCAGACCUCUCAAAGUGUACCAGUGCUCUCGUCUCGAGAAUUGUUUGUGCCAACUGUCUCAGCACAGCGGAAAGCUUUGUUAUCGGGUGCUUGUUUGCCAGUCCAGAAACCAUCGCCGGCCCGAGUGAAAAUUCAGAAACCAAGGUCAGCUACUUCAGUCAACCAGACAACACUGUCCGCGGCUUCUGCUUCCCCAAAACCGUUACCAGUUACACAACAGUCUACAGUUACGCAACAGUCUGUAGUUACACAGAAGUCUACAGUUACACAACAGUCUACAGUUACACAACAGUCUACAGUGACACAACAGUCUGUAGUUAGUCAACAGUCUACACAACAGUCUGUCGUUACACAACAGUCUACACAACAGUCUGCAGUUACACAACAGUCUGCAGUUAGUCAACAGUCUACACAACAGUCUACACAACAGUCUGCAGUUAGUCAACAGUCUACACAACAGUCUACACAACAGUCUGCAGUUAGUCAACAGUCUACACAACAGUCUGUCGUUACACAACAGUCUACACAACAGUCUACAGUUACACAACAGUCUGCAGUUACACAACAGUCUGCAGUUACACAACAAUCUACAGUUACACAACAGUCUGCAGUUAGUCAAUCACUUCCAGAUACUCCCAGUGAAACAGCAGAUGAAGAUCUUUGUCUCCCUGCUAGAUGGAAGAAAACACUACCCAAAGUAGAUCAGCAAUGGAUCUCGAAGGCCUUGUUCCGCUGGAAUAAAUCAGGGGGAGUGGAACUGGUACCAGAACACCUGUCCAAGUUAUGGUGGUAUCCGCCACAACCGGCUGUAGCAGUAAACAGCAUACCUGGAGUGGACAGGUAUUUUGCUCGGCCCUUGUUCUUGUGGAUGCCACGGAAACAGUGGAAGGUCCGAUUAUGUUGCCCCCACCCUGGAUGUGAGAAUAAAGAGUUGGCUUCAGCUGGGAUCAAUCAAAAGGUUCGACAAGUCACCGACAUUGAUGGUUUUUACAAUAUGGCCUGUGACAACCUGGAAUGUAUGAAGUGUCGGCGCAGGGUUCUCAGCUGGAGCCAUGCCAUUUUGUCACAACUUGACAUAGGGCAUCGGGUUCAGUUCCCAUGCAUUCUUACAGCCAAACUGGCGUGUGACUAUAAAGUGGUGCGUCUGCUGCGGAACAGAGGUCUUGGGAAUAGUUGCAGUCAGGUGCGGAAGAAGCUUGAUGAGGAGCAUGGAGAAAAGUGGCUGCAGAAUGUUAUACACUAUAUGACAGACUGCAGCUGGUUUUCUAGUGCAGCCGAGUCAAGCUUGGUGAUACAUCCAACCUUCGCUGAACCGCCACAGAGAGCAUCUUUACCCAGGCAUCGAUGGCUUAUGCAGAUCUAUAUCCAGGAUGUUCUACAUCGUUUGGAUGAAAUGAAGGCAGGCAUAACCUCGGUGUUUGGAAGAAUCAUCAAAAUUGAUUCAACGAAGAAAGUGGUGAAAAAGUUGGCUGGACGUCCUGCAAAGACUGCACUAUGGUGCACAAACAUUGGAAACGAGUAUGGACAGGUCCUUAUGUCUGUCAUGACCUCAGGAGAAGGACAUGGUCUUACCCCUAUGUUGGUUGGUGUUAUCAACCGUUACUCGAAGGCUGAGGUAACCUCCCCAGAGAUCAUCUAUGUUGAUCGAGACUGCUGUGGAUCUUCGCCAUUACAGACUGUGUUGACCGCAUCAUCAUGGAAUACAGUGAUACGGUUAGACAUUUGGCACUUCAUGAGGAGGAUUGCAACUGGUUGUACAACUGACUCUCAUCAGUUGUAUUCCUCCUUCAUGGGGUUGCUAAGCAACUGUAUUUUUCAUUGGGAUGAGGAAGAUCUCAGCUGUCUCGUCAAGUCAAAACGUAAUGAGCUGACAGCCCAACACCUCUUCAUCAAGUCUGAUGCUGACCUCAUGAAACAUAUCAGUAGGUACGAGCUAGCCUUGCACUGCCGCAGAAAGACCAGAGGUGAAGCUGAAACUACUCGGCUGAUUAGUGAACUCAUCAAAACAUUCAGUGGUGAAAAGGGGAGGGAUACUCUUGGGGUUCCACUUAUCAACAGCUCAAGGAUGAAGAGCAUAUGGGAUGCCCAAAAGAAGCAUAUAGCCUGUAUACAGGAUCCUCCAGACAUUUCCCUGUACACCAGGACUGGCUCCACCAAGAAAGGAGGGAUUGAGCUGCCCAACUUCCGAUGUGCUCGGGGAUCCACUUCACUGGAGAGCUUUCACCUACAUCUGAACAGGUUUAUCCCAGGUACCUUGGCUAGUGAUGUCCUGUUCCAGGCAUAUAUGGUAGAUGGUCUCCACAGGUGGAAUGAAGACAGACAACGGGCAGCAAUAACAACACAGACUGACCAUCAGUCAUACAGUGGCCUCUUACGGCAUACUGCCAAUGAAUUGGGUCUGAAGGUGCUCAAUAAGAAGAUUGACCCUACUUACAAUGAGCCAAGAAAGUAUACAGGUGAACUAAUUGGCAUAGAGUAUCUGUAUAGCCAGACAGGGAAGGUGCUUGAGGAUUAUAUGAAGGCUAUCGAGACCCUCGAGACAAUUCCUGAAGACGACAAUGUUGACACUGGGGAUGAUGAAGAGGUGGUACAAGAAACAGAUCACAUAGAUGACCUCACCAUUUCUACUAUUGGUUUGAAGGAGUCUUCUGAUUUUGUUAUGGAAGCACCAGUGGUACAGCCAAUACAACAAAUGGUUGAACCACCUCAUCCAUUGUCACCUGAAACGAGGGAUAGGAGGUCUACAAUUGAGAGCCCUAUGCCCCAGUUGUCUGAUUCAAUGACUACGGACACUGUCAACUUACAAACUAUGAUGCCCAGUGACUCAGUUUCAACUCUUAUCAGUGAAGAUGAGGAACCUAAUCCUGAAACGGAAAGUGAAGAAUCUGUUGGACCAGACAGCAUACCAGGGUAUGGUAGGGUCCAAGAGCUGGCAGCAUAUCUUGUUGAUCUCCGCCAAGCUAUAUAUCUGACCAAUUCUCAAGUGACGUGCCUUAUCAAGCUCUGGAAUAAUCUUUCGGAUUAUGACAAGGGACCUACUGUCUUUGAAGAGAGGUUUUCAACCGAAGCCAGAGGGCGCUACAAGGCCAAAAAAUCUCUCCGUAAUGUUGUUCCAGGAGUUGAAAGUACCGAAAGGGUUAUGCGCGGUGGACCUGGUGCUGUUCCUGCGAGCUGGCCAAGCGCAAACAGAUACACAGAGGCUAUUUUCAUCCGCCUCUUAUAUGUAUUACCCAGAAACAGAUCCCGUUUUGAUGAUGUGGCAAAGGCCUACUAUAACAUCAGACAGCUGGUUUUACAAAACGGAAAGAUUGUUGCAGAGACCAGUAUACAAUUACCAGAAAUAAGUAGAGGCACCUUAAUACAAUGGUAUACAAAGCGUGGGAAAAUGCUGGAUAAGCUUGUGGUGACCCAGGGUGUGCGGUUUGAGCAGCCGUCACAAACAACAUCUUGUGGCAUUCCAACUGCUCUAGAUAAACCAGCAAAACUUACAACAGGAAAAGUGGAGUCACACAAGUUCACAUGUCCAACCAACACAGCUGGUUUAGCGCGAAUGAAAGGGCAGAAACGGAAGUCGUCUGGUCUUCAGCUAGUGGUCACUACAGAGAGCACUCCAAUACUACCCACAGUUCCUAGUUUUUCCCCAUCGUCUGCAUCUCCCCUUUACACAUCCGAGUCAACUUCUCCACCUGCUACCACCCGUAAUGCAUCUCAGUUGACUAUUUCAGUCACUGUCCCUAGUUUGUCCGAGUCUGAUGCUGUUGUACAGUCAAAUCCUCACCAUACUGUCCCCCAGUGGACUUCACCCCACACUACCCCUCGGUUGACCUACUCCCUUAUUGCACCCAAGUUGACUCAUUCCCUGUCUGCCACCCAGCCCUGCUCAGUUUUUAACCCCGGGCCCAGUGCUCUUGUGACCACUACUCAAAGUACCUGCAUUCUUCCUGCUCAGCAGUCCACUCCUGCUGAGCCUGCUCAACAGUACGCUGAAACUUUGAGAGCCACCCCUAUUGGACCUCUGAAUAUGCUGACACUUAGCACUGAUGGACAAUCAUGUCAGUGGACACAGCCCAGUCAAGCUAGUGUAACAUCGAUGCCCAGCACAUCUGAAGUACCAUACACUACUCAGAGGUACAGGAAGAGAAGGCUUGAAAAGGAAAAAGCUGGAAUAUUUAAAAGGAAAUAUGAUAGGAAGAAAGUGCCAACAUGUAGACAUUGUGGCCAGGAACGUACAGCCCCAAACCAUGUUCAGUACUUCAUGAACUGGUUUUGUCGGGCCACUGCCACAAUGUCUUUCGAGAAUUGGAAAGAAUCCUUCAAACAAAAAGGAUAUGGAAAGAAAGACAAAAAGGAGUAAGAUUGUGCUUCAAUUUAUUCAUCAACACUGUUUAAAAGUGUUUAGUAGUGAAUUUAUCAACACUGUUUUACAGUGUUUAAAAGUGAAUUUAUCAACACUGUUUUACAGUGUUUAAAAGUGAAUUUAUCAACACUGUUUUAAAGUGUUUAAAAGUGAAUUUAUCAAACCUGUGUUACAAUAUGGUAUAAAUCAGCACUAAAGUGACAGAUAUUUAAGUGGAUUUAUUGACAAACGUAAUAAACAUGCUUAGUAGAAUAUAUACCAACACCGAAAGUGACAGAUAUUUAAGUGGAUAUAUUGACGGCAGUAUUAACAGUGCUUAGUAGAAUAUUAAUCCCCACUGAAAGUGACAGUUCUUUAAGUGGAUUUAUUGACAGUGGUAUGAACAGUGCAAGUAGAAUAUUAACACUGAAAGUGGCAGAUAUUUAAGUGGAUUUAUUGACAGUUGUAUUAAACAUGAUGUAGAAUAUUUAUCAACACCGAAAGUGACACAUAUUUAAGUGGAUAUAAUGACGGCAGUAUUAACAGUGCUUAGUAGAAUAUUAAUCGACACUGAAAGUGACAGUUCUGUAAGUGGAUUUAUUGACAGUUGUAUUAAACGUGCUUGUAGCAUAUUGAUCAACACCGAAAGUGACACAUAUUUAAGUGGAUAUAAUGACGGCAGUAUUAACAGUGCUUAGUAGAAUAUUAAUCCACACUGAAAGUGACAGUUCUGUAAGUGGAUUUAUUGACGGUUGUAUUAAACGUGCUUGUAGAAUUUUAAUCCACACUGACAGAUAUUUAAGUGGAUUUAUUGAUGAAUGUAUUAACAGUGCUUAGUAGAAUAUUGAUCCACACUGAAAGUGACAGAUAUUUAAGUGGAUUUAUUGAUGAACAUAUUAACAGUGCUUAGUAGAAUAUUGAUCCACACUGAAAGUGACAGAUAUUUAAGUGGAUAUAUUGACGGCAGUAUUAACAGUGCUUAGUAGAAUAUUAAUCCACACUGAAAGUGACAGUUCUGUAAGUGGAUUUAUUGACAGUGGUAUGAACAGUGCAAGUAGAAUAUUAACACUGAAAGUGGCAGAUAUUUAAGUGGAUUUAUUGACAGUUGUAUUAAACAUGCUUGUAGAAUAUUUAUCAACACCGAAAGUGACACAUAUUUAAGUGGAUAUAAUGACGGCAGUAUUAACAGUGCUUAGUAGAAUAUUAAUCGACACUGAAAGUGACAGUUCUGUAAGUGGAUUUAUUGACGGUUGUAUUAAACGUGCUUGUAGAAUAUUAAUCCACACUGACAGUGACAGAUAUUUAAGUGGAUUUAUUGAUGAAUGUAUUAACAGUGCUUAGUAGAAUAUUGAUCCACACUGAAAGUGACAGAUAUUUAAGUGGAUUUAUUGAUGAACAUAUUAACAGUGCUAGUAGAAUAUUAAUCCACACUGAAAGUGACAGAUAUUUAAGUGGAUUUAUUGAUGAACGUAUUAACAGUGCUAGUAGAAUAUUGAUCCACACUGAAAGUGACAGAUAUUUAAGUGGAUUUAUUGAUGAACGUAUUAACAGUGCUAGUAGAAUAUUGAUCCACACUGAAAGUGACAGAUAUUUAAGUGGAUUUAUUGAUGAACGUAUUAACAGUGCUUAGUAGAAUAUUGAUCCACACUGAAGGUGACAGAUAUUUAAGUGGAUUUAUUGAUGAACGUAUUAACAGUGCUUAGUAGAAUAUUGAUCCACACUGAAAGUGACAGAUAUUUAAGUGGAUUUAUUGAUGAACGUAUUAACAGUGCUUAGUAGAAUAUUAAUCCACACUGACAGUGACAGAUAUUUAAGUGGAUUUAUUGAUGAACAUAUUAACAGUGCUAGUAGAAUAUUAAUCCACACUGAAAGUGACAGAUAUUUAAGUGGAUUUAUUGAUGAACGUAUUAACAGUGCUAGUAGAAUAUUAAUCCACACUGAAAAUGACAGUUCUUUUAGUGGAUUUAUUGAUGAAUGUAUUAACAGUGCUAGUAGAAUAUUAAUCCACACUGAAAAUGACAGAUAUUUAAGUGGAUUUAUUGAUGAACGUAUUAACAGUCCUAGUAGAAUAUUAAUCCACACUGAAAAUGACAGUUCUUUUAGUGGAUUUAUUGAUGAAUGUAUUAACAGUGAUAGUAGAAUAUUAAUCCACACUGAAAGUGACAGUUUCGUAACUGGAUUUAUUGAUGAACGUAUUAACAGUGCUAGUAGAAUAUUAAUCCACACUGAAAAUGACAGUUCUUUUAGUGGAUUUAUUGAUGAAUGUAUUAACAGUGCUAGUAGAAUAUAAAUCCACACUGAAAGAGACAGAUAUUUAAGUGGAUUUAUUGAUGAACGUAUUAACAGUCCUAGUAGAAUAUUAAUCCACACUGAAAGUGACAGUUCUUUUAGUGGAUUUAUUGAUGAAUGUAUUAACAGUGAUAGUAGAAUAUUAAUCCACACUGAAAGUGACAGUUUCGUAAGUGGAUUUAUUGAUGAACGUAUUAACAGUGCUAGUAGAAUAUUAAUCCACACUGAAAAUGACAGUUCUUUUAGUGGAUUUAUUGAUGAAUGUAUUAACAGUGCUAGUAGAAUAUUAAUCCACACUGAAAAUGACAGAUAUUUAAGUGGAUUUAUUGAUGAACGUAUUAACAGUGCUAGUAGAAUAUUAAUCCACACUGAAAGUGACAGUUCUUUUAGUGGAUUUAUUGAUGAAUGUAUUAACAGUGAUAGUAGAAUAUUAAUCCACACUGAAAGUGACAGUUUCGUAAGUGGAUUUAUUGAUGGCAGUAUGAAUUUAUCAGGAUUAAUGACAACGUACAAUGAUAUGUAGUGAUUUCUAGUUAUUUGAUAAUGUUCAGAAAUGACUGAAAGUGUUGGCUAGGACAGUGUCAGUAGACAAAGGUAUAAGACAGGCUAUUAACAUUCAGGAACAUAGUGGGUGCUGCCUUUUUAUCUGACAAAGUUUAUGUUACAAAUUAUUCUCUUGCUGUAUUGACACAAAAUCUAUAGUCUACAGUUCCAUGCCAACCAACCCACAA